Molecule: messenger RNA, 687 nt
Organism: Pundamilia nyererei
Lineage: Eukaryota; Metazoa; Chordata; Actinopteri; Cichliformes; Cichlidae
Source: RefSeq, a predicted model, not a curated record
AUGAUGAGGCAGUUGCUGAGUUGUAUUCGUGGCGGAAACUGCCCUGGACCCAACGUCAGCUCACUGCAGUUGCCUGGAGAUGUGGGUUUCUUUGCCAACCAAUUGGCCGUGCCUACCAUGGAGUUUGCCUUUGAACAGACUAGAGCAGAAGAGAUGACUGCAGAAGCAAUUCUCCGACUGGUCAAUGAUCCCGUGCUGCCAUUUUACCCUCUAGACAUCGCCCUGGAUGUUCAAAACAAGCUCAAAGACAAGAGUGCACUAUCGCUGCCCUUGCUUUCCUCAGCCUCCGCUCUCAGAGACCAUGCAGCUUUCUUCCAGUCAGAAACUAUGCGGCCGGCAAAUGACCCAAAAGAGCGUGACCCCUCCCACGUGCGGAUGCUGAAUGAUGUACUCCGUGACCUGGAGAAGAGCUUCAUCAUCCCACAGACACCGCCUGGAGUGUACAGGAAUCUGUUAUACAGCCUUCCAGGAAAGACUCCUCAGUUUUCCAUCUUGAAGUUCCCUCGGGAAGCUGUCCUGCCUUGCAACAUCCCCAGCAAAACAAUCAAACACAACUCCGCAAACAAAGAAGUACUUUUCCACAGUGCCACAAACCAGUCUCUGUCUCUCAUCCUCAGGGCCAUCCAGUCAGCUGAGAGGCUUGUGUGCUUUGGUUUGGACUUGUUUGAGAAUUAUUCAAGUGAAUGA